Wyeomyia smithii (pitcher-plant mosquito) is the source of this 1380-nucleotide messenger RNA. Its product is annotated as zinc finger protein 667-like. Gene Ontology annotation, molecular function: chromatin insulator sequence binding; zinc ion binding. Gene Ontology annotation, cellular component: chromosome; nucleus. Bases 170 to 1324 code for a protein of 384 amino acids. The transcript is spliced from 3 exons. The record is from RefSeq and is a predicted model, not a curated record. NCBI's taxonomy places the organism in Eukaryota, Metazoa, Arthropoda, Insecta, Diptera, Culicidae. Gene Ontology annotation, biological process: regulation of transcription by RNA polymerase II.
ACCAGCUGUCGCGUCUUGUCUUAGGUUUGUACUAGUUAGUGGCUAAUUGAUAUCAUUUGAUUUUUAGUUUUAUGCUAGUAGUAUUUGGUGAAAUGUGGUAAAGAACGAUAUCGAAUUUCUCUACACGCUAAUUCUGCGGGUGAAACGAGCUUUCGUUCAAAGGAUCACGAUGUCUAAAAGCUGUGCCAUUCCUGGAUGUCAGUCGCAGUGCGACAUAGCAAAGUUAAUCAGUGUCUGUUCUACACCCCUCUUAGUCCAAUGGUGGAAGGAUGCACCAUGGAACUCAGUUAACUACUGUACUAUUGAGAGCAUGAAGGAUACCCGCAUAUGCAGCACACAUUUUCGUGAAGACCAGCUGGAUUUUAGUAACAUGUUACCGAUCGUCAACCCUAAUGUUGUGCCAUCUGUAAAUCUUCCUUUGGUAAAGGUCGAAAAGGAGAGGUGUAAAACCGUACCGAACUAUAAUCCGCUACUCAUAUUUUGUCGCUUUUGCGGUAAAAAACAAAAUUGCCCUAUCCAGAAUUACAUCGAAGAUCUUAUUGAGUCGGAGGGUCUAGUGCAACUUUGCCUUGGCCAACGAAGAUUUUAUGAGGGGUUUCCGAACGGAGUAUGUGACCCCUGUUUCCAGAUAAUUAAAAUGACGACUAACUUCAUAAGAGUUUGCGAAAAAGCUCAGGACAAGCUACAAAAAAUGUUUUUUGAAACAUCGCAGAUUGUCGAUUCUUGCAGCAAGGAAAAAAUUGAGGAAAAUUUGGAUGACAGUUGCGAUAUGCCUAGUGUAAUAGUUUCAUUUGAUGACUCAGAUAGUUCCUCAGACAUUGAUCUCAAUCCGUUUAUGGAAAAUGAAAACCAAAUGCAAACUAUUACUAUAGGAGACGACAUUCCAGAUCCUUUGGGGCUACAGGCAAAAAAGAAAGUAAAGAAAAAGUCCGAUGACCGUGGUGAGGUCAAAUGUACUUUAUGCGAUCGUAUUUUCAAUCGCAAGCGUGCUCUUAAGGCUCACAUGGAAUCCGUUCACGAAGGGCGUGUGUUUGUUUGUCCAAUUUGCGGCAAACAGAUGGGUUGGCGCAAGACCCUACAGAGACAUAAAAAAAGUCAUGAAUUAGAUUAUUACAAGCACAAGUGUGAACUAUGUGACAAAUCCUUUAGUCGGCCGAGUCAUCUUAAAUUACACAUGACGAAGCACACCGGUGAGAAAGUACACUGCCCGCUGUGUCCAUCUAGAUUCCGUUGCAACUAUAAACUGGGUGAUCAUUUGACAAAGCUUCAUAAACUAGACGCGCAGGAAGCAAAGGAAUUGGCACGAAAAGCUGUGAAAUUCUAGUGUGAGUAUGUAUGAUUUCAUAUGACAAUAUGAAAUUAAAUGCAAGAUUGACCCUU